UUUUGUUAUUAUACAGAAAACGCUCUCCAACUCCAACCCAGUUAUCCAAAGCUGUCUUACACCCCAAUCCUUCACACACCGUAGUUCAGCAACAACUGGUUUGCACUUCCAUCUCACAACUCCUUCUCCAGCCAUCCCAAUUCUGAACCCAAUAAAUGGCUUCCCUCAACUGUCAACUGCCAUCACCAAGCACCUUCACCUUCCAAAAUUUCCUCAUACAACCAACAUGCGUUCCAGCAACACUUGCGCUGCUUCCUCCAGCAGAUCCUCCAACGGUAACACAGGGCGCCACCCUGUGUACCGUGGAGUGAGGCGUAGGAGUAGUGGCAAAUGGGUUUCAGAAAUCCGCGAGCCCAAAAAACCCAACAGAAUUUGGUUAGGGACGUUUGCCACCCCUGAAAUGGCCGCUAUUGCCUAUGAUGUCGCAGCCCUUGCCCUUAAGGGUAAGGAUGCCGAACUCAACUUCCCUAACUCGGCCUCUUCUCUUCCUGUUCCUGCAUCAUCCGCUCCUCGUGACAUUCAGAUGGCUGCGGCUAGUGCUGCAGCCGCUGUUGGAGCAGCGAAUGAUGCACUACUGGAAGGAAGCUGGGGAGGGGACGCUUCGGCUUCAUUUGCACAGGACUUUUCUGGGGGAAAUUUAAACCACUUUGUGGAUGAGGAUUUGAUCUUUGAUAUGCCGAAUAUUUUGGUCAAUAUGGCUGAGGGAAUGCUACUCAGCCCUCCUCGUUUUGACAUUGCUACUACCGACUAUGAAUACAUGGAUGAAGAUCCCAACCUCUGGGGGUUCCCUUAUUAAUUACAUAUAAGAUAAUAAAAAACUUCUUAUAUUACUAGUGUCAAAAUCCUAAUAAGGAAAAAGGUACGAAAUAUGUAAUAAUAAAUUAUGGGAGAACUCUUACAUCUAGACUUUGCUUAGACACGAUCGAGGAAAGAUAUAGUUUGUGUGGAAACUGGAAAGUGUAUCUUCAUUUUGUUUUUUUACCUUAUGUACAGUACUACUACCUUCUAGCUAUAGUGAGGUUUGCUGGUGUUGCACCUCAAAUGUGCAUGUAAGGUUUAUAAUGUGUUAAUUAUUAAAUAAUCUUUUUGGUUAUUAAUAUGU
Molecule: messenger RNA, 1102 nt
Organism: Cajanus cajan (pigeon pea)
Lineage: Eukaryota; Viridiplantae; Streptophyta; Magnoliopsida; Fabales; Fabaceae
Product: ethylene-responsive transcription factor ERF024
Biological process (GO): regulation of DNA-templated transcription
Molecular function (GO): DNA-binding transcription factor activity; DNA binding
Source: RefSeq, a predicted model, not a curated record